Ornithodoros turicata is the source of this 1326-nucleotide messenger RNA. RefSeq names its product phospholipid scramblase 2-like. The record is from RefSeq and is a predicted model, not a curated record. Bases 294 to 1109 code for a protein of 271 amino acids. The transcript has 7 exons. Gene Ontology annotation, biological process: plasma membrane phospholipid scrambling. Gene Ontology annotation, molecular function: phospholipid scramblase activity. Gene Ontology annotation, cellular component: plasma membrane. NCBI's taxonomy places the organism in Eukaryota, Metazoa, Arthropoda, Arachnida, Ixodida, Argasidae.
UGCUCCUUCUGGCUCACCUGUGCGACGUCCAGUAAUAGCUGCGUACACAGCAGAAACGGGUUAGACAUGUUGCUUAAGAACGUUCCACGGUGCCCAUUCUUAUUUUCACCUAGCCCAUUCCAUGUUUUCACCUGAACCUUCAGCAUGAAUAACGAUGUCAUCGAAAAAUAUGGGGUUGAUGGCAUAACACAAAGUGAGAAGAAGAAGCCUAACAUCGUGGAUUCGCGAGAUUGCAUUUAUGUGUUCGGACUGUGAAGGCUGUGUCACCAAUUUUCGCUACUAAUGCAAAUACAAUGUUAAUGUCAGGUCAAGGACAGCCAUCGUCGACGCAACCACAAGAGCCUGGACUAAUACCAGAACGGACGGGUCUCGAGAGCCUGGCACCGCUCAACGUAGUGACAAUCAUACCCGUCAGGCACGCAAUGCUGCCCUUAUCGAGUGCACUUGUUCGCAAACCCAGGUUCAUCGUGAAGGACUAUUGGAAACACGACCUCUUUCGUCUAAAUGUAGUGAACAUCUCAUCAUGCGACCAUUGUUUUGGAUCUGCAAACAGACCCUUCACUAUGUCGAUGUCACAACAGGACGGAUGCGUGAUGGCCUUCCACCGCCCUCUUCGACUUCAGAGUGGAAUCAAAGGGUGCUUUUGUGGUUGCCUUGGACAGGAGAUGGAGAUUGAAGCCCCUCCCGGAAGAAGAAUAGCCUUCAUUUCCGAAGAUUUCUCCAUGUGGGGUACUUCUUUCACCAUAACUGAUGCCAGGGGAAACGCGAUGUUCAAGGUCCUCGGCCCCGUUCUGUCCACCAGCUGUUUGAGCAAGGCGUCUCCGGACAUAUUACAGGUGACAACAAUGGGAGGGUUCCCAGUAGGCGAGAUAUGGAUUGGUGAGCAAAUUACGGUCUCCUUUCUCGUCAACCUGGAUGUUCAGCUCAAGGGAUGUCUAAUCGCCUGUGGAAUGCUGGCUUGGAAAAAUAGUUCCGACGCCACUGGUAGAAAGUAUUCGAGCGUCCGAAUGCCCCGUACCCGAUACCCGGUCAACGACUGCCGACAGGUAAGUCACUUGUUAUUGCUUGAUGCCUUACAACACCGCAUUCGCUUCGUGUAUUGUGAAUAAGUUGCUUAACAGUUUCCGUAAAUCGGGACUGGAAUACGCUGUGACCGAGAACGACAGCGUAGCUUUGCAGAUACGAUGGUAGACUAUAUUUCUUUUCGUGAAACUAUUAUCUAAAUGUUAUGAUUACAUACCCGCUCACGUCGUACUGUAUAACGGUAUGGCGCUACUGUAAGUCUGAUUCUCGGUGAUUUAGCUCGACAAGUUUCGUCCGACGUUG